Chroicocephalus ridibundus (black-headed gull) is the source of this 6529-nucleotide messenger RNA. It is a transcript of the gene GMPR, whose product is annotated as guanosine monophosphate reductase. Gene Ontology annotation, biological process: nucleotide metabolic process. Bases 429 to 1466 code for a protein of 345 amino acids. NCBI's taxonomy places the organism in Eukaryota, Metazoa, Chordata, Aves, Charadriiformes, Laridae. Gene Ontology annotation, cellular component: GMP reductase complex. The transcript has 9 exons. The record is from RefSeq and is a predicted model, not a curated record. Gene Ontology annotation, molecular function: GMP reductase activity.
GGCGGCUGCCGGCUCGCCCACAUGGAAGCGCCAUUUCCUCUGCCCUUGCUUUGCCCUUAAGGCGGCGGUGCCGCCGGCGGUGCCCGCGCCUCGCCCCGCACAGGCGGUUGCGGGCGGGCGCCGCGUCCCCGUCUCCCCCCCACCCCUCCCCCGCCGCAACGCCACACACAGAGCGCCCAGCCCGGCGGAAGAAGGGGCAGGGGGCGGCCGGCUGCUCAGCUAAAAACAACCCUCUCCUAAUAAAGCGAUGGGGCUAGGGCCGCGGUGCCGCGCUCUCCGCGCCCUAUAAAUACGCUCGGUGGGCGGCCGGCGGGCUUUGGCCGGCGCGGCUCGGCAGGCGGUGCGGUGCAGCGGAGCGGAGCCAGCGCAGCGGGGCCGCCACUGCCGCGAGGAGAGCCCGGGCCCCCGCACCCCGCCAGCCCAGCAAGAUGCCCCGGGUAGACGCAGACCUCAAACUGGACUUUAAAGAUGUCCUGCUCAGACCUAAAAGAAGCAGCCUCAAAAGCAGAUCAGAGGUCGACCUCACGCGCACCUUCACCUUCCGCAACUCCAAGCAGACAUACACGGGAAUUCCCAUUAUAGUGGCAAACAUGGAUACUGUGGGGACAUUUGAAAUGGCCGUGGUUAUGGCAAAACAUGCAAUGUUCACUGCAAUUCACAAGCAUUAUUCUCUGGAAGAAUGGAAACUGUUUGCUGCCAAUCACCCAGAAUGCCUUGAGCAUGUAGCAGCAAGCUCAGGCAGUGGAAAAGCUGAUUUGGACAAGUUAAGAAGUAUUCUAGAGGCCAUUCCACCUAUCAGAUACAUCUGCCUGGAUGUGGCAAACGGCUAUUCAGAGCACUUUGUAGAGUUUGUGAAGUCUGUCCGUGCCCUGUUCCCACAUCACACCAUUAUGGCAGGCAAUGUGGUGACAGGAGAGAUGGUAGAAGAACUUAUUCUUUCUGGAGCAGAUAUUAUUAAAGUGGGUAUUGGACCAGGUUCUGUGUGUACCACUCGGAUUAAGACAGGGGUGGGAUAUCCACAACUAAGUGCUGUUAUUGAGUGUGCAGACUCAGCACAUGGCUUGAAAGGACAUAUCAUCUCUGAUGGAGGAUGUAGCUGCCCAGGAGAUGUCGCCAAAGCUUUUGGAGCCGGUGCUGAUUUUGUCAUGCUUGGAGGAAUGUUUGCAGGCCAUGACCAGUGUGCUGGAGAGAUUAUGGAAAAGAAUGGCAAGAAGGUGAAGCUCUUCUAUGGAAUGAGCUCUGAUACAGCCAUGAAGAAGCAUGCAGGAGGGGUUGCUGAAUACAGGGCUUCAGAGGGCAGAACUGUGGAGGUACCGUACAGAGGGGACGUGGAACUCACCAUCCUGGACAUCCUCGGGGGGCUGCGCUCCACCUGCACCUACGUGGGAGCUGCCAAACUCAAGGAACUGAGCAGGAGAACAACGUUUAUCCGGGUCACCCAGCAGCACAGCCAGGUCUUCUCUUAGCCCAGGACUGGGGGACUGGAGAGAGAGGGGUGGGGGAGAGGAGCAGGAAGGGCUGCUGUUUUGUUUUGCUUUCUCCUCCACAUUGUGUUGGUGGCAAACUCUCCUCUCUCGGAGUGGCAGUGUCAUAGCCAAUGGAGGGGCUAUGGCUGGCAUUUGGAAGGGGAAGGUUGUGCUAUUAACACAGUGCCAUUGGUUCAAAAUGCAAUAGCCUCAUCUUUUAUUGUUGUGCCUAUUUUAUUUUUUAAUCGACAUUUCUUCAUCCAUUUUCCCCCCUCUGAUAAAUAGCUGCUGAAACCUCAAUUAACAAAGAAUUGGCUUGUACAGAGUUGGCUCUUGCGCCUGCGCACAUACACACACAUUCCUUAAGACUGACCUGUCAGCUACCACCACUUCUGGCGAUGCACCCUCCAGAAAUUGCAGGCUGGGAGAGAAAAAGACGGAAGGAAUUGUGUGGCAAAAUCAAAAAUCAAAGUCUCCUCAUCUUUGUUCUGACCAAAGAAUAGACGUUUACGGCAUGGCUGCCAGCCUGCAGAAUGCCAGAGGUGGAUGGUGCACGAGGCCUGGCUACUGGUGACUUCUUACGGUGAUGAUAAAAAUGCCGGAUCUCUUUCAGUUCACAGGGCUUCAGAGAAGCUGGGACUGAAUGUAGCAAACCUGUACUGUCCCCCUUGCCUCCAUCUCAGGAGACAAUGUCUCGGAGCUUGCCUGCUUUUUUGUGUGUGCAGUUACUGAAUUACUUGCGUUCCUGCUUUUACCUGCUCUCUGUGAACAGAUUUCUAAGACAUUGAAACUCAGCAACAGUAACCCACCAAGGGGAGGUUUUUCUGCAGCCCUCCCUGUUCCCUUGCCUGUCCGUAUCUAUUUAGAAAAGACAAAAAAAAUGCUGCGACGUGCAUUGUCUGUGGCCAGGUGAGUGAGGCCAGAGGGAUCGAAUUCACUUUUGGUUAUCAUCUGGUAGCACUCCUCUGCAGUCCUUGACACCACGAAAAGCAAAAGAGAGCUUUUGGCAGAAUAGCCUGAUUGCAAGACGCUGGUAGGCUGAGAUGGAGUUAAAGCGUUUGCUCUAAAGGCAAUAAUGAAUGGUUAAGACUCUGGGUAACACUUUAAUAAAAUGUAAUGGCCCAUUAAUUAAUUGAUAAAUCACAAUGAAAUUUCUUUGGAAAUACACAUUGCAUCCACAUGAAUACCACAGUAGCUCGUUAUGAUAAAUGAUGUAAAAGUGAGCACCAAUGAAUUAAUAAUGCUUGGCCACUUACUUUAAAGUGCUGCUGAGAUUGUAAUACAGCUGAUGGUUCUUCAGUACUUCAGAGUCUUACUUUCCCCUCUUGUAGGUAUCUAUCUGUAGAAAGAGGCAGGCUUCCUUUGAAAAGCAAAAGAGUGAUCUGUAGGAAGAGGAAUAGCAAAGAGAAACUCUGGAAUUAAACUCUCAUGCUGGACUGCUCAAAAAGGCAUGCACAAGGAGUGGUUCGAUUGACCACACUGAGGAGCACAUCUAGGCCACAGGCUGAUCCCUGCUGAUUUAGAAGUGUGUUGUGCACAUUUCAAAAAACACAGAAUAUCUUCUAAAUAGCCUGAUAUUUUAAAUGUCUUCCAUUUAACAUGUGGGACAUAAUUUGAGUGUGACCCCUUCCUCUGCUUUGGAGUUGAGUAAGGGCCUUAAUGUGAGCGCAAGUUACGCUUGUGCUGGCUUUAAGGACUAUUUGCCCUGUCCACAUACCAUAAAGGAACCCGAAGGCAGAAGAGAAGCAGGCCCUGUGAAUAAAGGAUCUGAUCUCUCUUCCCUCCAGCCUGAAAGCAUCAGGUUAAGAAGAUGCCAGGCGUCUUCACCACAGAUCCUACCACGGGCCACCUAUUGCCCUUACCUGCCCUAAGCCCAGAGCGCGGGCACUGUUGUUACUCUGCAUCAGUAUGACUGUAGGAGGUCACCGCUCCUUUAUUUACGGGAUGCCAGGAGCAGGGGUGCAAAGGCAAACGAACACCUCCGUGCGGAGCGGGGUUAGACCCUCACGUCGCAGGCCUGACCACAGGUGUCUCUCCACACUCGUGCCUUCAUACGUGGGAAGUGCAGCAUUCUGCUGGUCUCACGCCUACUCUCACUAGCGCUUUUCUACUUCUUUUAGCUACAUUUCUAAAUGGAAUUUAAGAAAUACAUACACAUAUAUAAAAAAUAUAUAUAUAUUUGUAAACAUUUUUUUAAAAAGAUCAUACGCACACCGAACAGAGCAGCUUCAUGACACGUCUUCAGAACAGUUUCUUUUCCAAAAGGCAGGCGCUGGGGACAAGGCGGGGGGGCUGCCUCUCCACUGGUGUGGCAAGCGUGGGGCUUCCCCCCCCGGGCAGGCUGCACACUCACACAGCCAGCCCGGCCUGGGGCUGCGCUUCCCUUCCCCUUUCGCACAUACCUCUGACGGACUGGUGACUAAUAGGAAAGGAUGGGGAUGACAGGCUAAUCUUAAGUUUGUUCCCAGAAUUCUCCAGGCUGUGAAUGACAUUGACGCUAAGAAUAGUUAUUGAUAAAGCUUUGAGUUAGGGUAGUUGGUUUUCUAAAUAGCAGCUCUUACCAUCAUUACAAUCAAGUAUCUCAGCAGUCACCACUGACACUGUGCAUGUCCAGCCCUCAGAUGAGCUGGAAAAACGGAAAAAAAGAUGAGCUGGAGCCCUCUUUCAACAGCCAGUCCUGUGCUCUAGUAGUUGCCCGUAUCCCCAGGUGCUGUGCCCUGCUCAAGCCCGCUGACACUCUCGUGAGGAAUGGGGGGCAGAGAGGGAGCAGAGGGCGUGCUGUGUCUGGCAGGAUGGUCCGAGCAGAGGCCACAGUAUGGAUAAAUGCCACGUGCCAUUUGUGGAUCUACCUCACCUGCACAUUUAACCGGGUUCUCUGUUACGUGGUGUCUUUCUGUGGGAAGUGUCAUUCGUUAAGUGCUUAGUGUUGGGUGAUUGUGCAUAACCUGCUCGUAUUUAACCCUACCACCCCCACCCCAUCCCCUCUAGAGGAACGCUGUGAGUGUGAUCAGUGUAGGCCAUGGUCAUACCUGCUUCCCCCAGCCAGGCAGCUGUUCAGCUGAGUGUCCAAGAGCAAUGUUGAGCUUUGGCCCACUGGCUCCACAGCGAUUGAGUUUAACAUACCAAAGACCUACAAGCAGGGAUGCUGAGAAGGGCAGCAUCAUUAAAGCAAUCGCUGCUGAGCGUGUCCAUCUCCAGCUUCUUGAAACACAAGGACACCUGAAACACCUCCUCCUCUCCCAGCAGUAUUCUGCAAUUGCCUUGCUGCAGCGUGUUGGCAGGGCAGGCGGGCCCUCCUCCCCACGCAGCCUGGCUCCCCUGCGCGCUCCUUGCGGGGGAAGGCCGUGCCACCGCAGCAGCCUUGCUCAUGCCCGGGGGAUUGCGUGGUGGCUGUUGGGGGGGUGCACGUGUAGACCUCCUCGUAGGCCUGAGCCCAGCCUGUUAGAGGAGAGGGCCUUGAGCCAGCAUCAUGCCAGAUGCAAAACCAGCCACGCAGGUCUCCUUUCACAGGAGGAAAGAAGCGCACGCAUCCAGGGGCCUCUGCUCAUCCCCAUCAGCCAAGGGGCAGGGGCUCUGGCUGGGCUCUUCCCGCUGCUUUCUUCUCGCCUUAGGGCAUGGGGAGGGGUGUUGAAUGUAGGAUGGGGCCACCCUGUAAAUAAUGAGGAGUUGUCAGCGGGGGCAGGAGGAGCCGCUGCUUAUAUUUGGAGAAGCUUUUCCCAUACAAAGUGUGUCUGUGUGUUCCUUACGGCUUGUCAAUAGCAGGGGGAGAAAGGAUGAUAAGCAAGAAACACAGCAGCAAUUAGCCAAGCCCACCGUGCUGGGACAGGGGGCUGUUGUUUCCCACUCACGGACACAUUUGAGUUUGAAGCCUUUUCUGACCCAACCACUCCCUAGUUUAUACCUGUUGAGCUCCCCUGUCUUGAACACGCUUGCUGCUACAGCUUUCUGCCCGUGUAUGUACAGUGUCUGUCCAUCGCUGCCUCCCACCCCUCCACCUGGGGGAUGUUGCUUUUCAGUCGUUAGUAUCGGUUUUAUACCAAAAGAGUUGUUUGUUGGAGCCAGGAGGGCUUUGGCAACCAGUGCCAGGUUUGGCCUUGCUUGUGUAGAAGAGAGAAAGGAAAAAAAAAGCCAAGGCAGGAGAGGGCUGGGCCCUUCCCCGGGGGGUGGGAGCUGCCCGGGGGGCGGCAGAGGGGCCGAAGCACGGCUGGGUUAGAUGCUGGCACAGCUCUGCGACCCCAAACACAGCACAGACCACCCCCGCGCAGCACGCGCUUCCUUCACUUGUGGUCAUUCAGCUGUUUACGUGAGCCCUCCCCAGCAUUUACCUGACACAGUGUUUACUGGCUGAAGUUUUUGUACGGACGUAAGUAACUCAGCAUCCAAAACUCCUCAGUGUUGCCUGCGAUAACUGUGAAGCGCUUCUGCAUCACCGGCCAAAACGGGCCGAUGAGCGCGAGAUGUUCUCCUGCCCCACUCGGCCCAGCUGAGACGGCCACGGCGAGCGCUGCCUCCCCUCCUCUGUAGCCCCCGCGCGUGUGCGCGGCACCGCCAUUUAAAGUGUUCAAAAGUUGUAAACGGAAAGUUUUUAUGCAAUAAAGAGCUUCACUCCAAUGAUACGGAGAAGGUUUUAUGGCCGCGGAUGGGUACGUGUGUGCUUCUGCCUCGUCGCGAAUAAAAGCAACCGCUCUAAAAUGCAUUGCUGGGAGGGGGGGAAUUAAAUUGGGCAAAUUGCUUCCCUAGGAAACGCUCUCGCAUUCAGUUGUAACUCAUAAAGACAAAACACGCGUUUGCAAUUGGCACUGUUAUUUUAUUAGUACGAGUAUACUGAAACAAUAAACUUGUACUGGUAUACAGACAAUUUCUUUAAAACAAUUUUGUUCAAAUUUUGAAUCAAACAUUGUUUUAUUAUAAUAAUGAAAUAAUUUCUACCUAGAAAACCUGCAAGCACCAUCAAAGAAAGGGACCAUAAAAUUCAAUAAACAGACGCGAGUGUAUCCUACAAAUAGACACACCACCAUUAGAAAAUAGAAUAUGAAUUCUUCCAUUUUUUUUUUUAAUAUUUG